CUCCCAGGACCUACGCCGUCCACCAUCACCAUGUAGGCUGAUAUGGCCGUCAGUGCAAUGUCUCGUCCGCUACUGCGCAGCGUGUACCAUCUGCCACGCCGGAAGAUCAACACGGCACAGCAUCUCCGGCAAUGCCGCCGCAGGGUUGCAACUUUCACAGCACGCGACCACGCCGCCCAACUGUCGAUAAUCCCCACCGCUGUCGACAAGAGCAGCACGAUAUACCAGCAAAAUGCCGAGGCAAUGGGAGAUCUUACGGCCAAGCUGGCUCAACUUCACGCCGAAGCAGCGAAAGGCGGGCCUGAGAAGGCAAGGCAGAAACACAUUGAGAGGCGCAAGAUGCUGGUCCGAGACCGAGUCACAGCAUUGAUAGAUGCAGGCAGCAGUUUUCUUGAACUCAGUGCGUUGGCCGGUCACAACGUGUACGAGGAAGAUAUUCCCGCCGCCGGCAUGGUAACUGGGAUCGGAGCGGUAGAGGGUGUAAUGUGCAUGAUUGUUGCCAACGAUAGCACUGUCAAAGGCGGGACAUACUAUCCUAUGACUGUCCGCAAGCAUUUGCGAGCGCAAGAAAUUGCGCUCCAGAAUCGCCUGCCAUGCAUAUAUCUCGUCGACUCCGGUGGUGCCAAUCUGCCUCAUCAAGCGGAUGUCUUUCCCGAUCGAGAUCACUUCGGCCGGAUCUUCUACAACCAAGCCCGAAUGAGCUCGCAGGGCAUCCCGCAGAUCAGCGUUGUGAUGGGACCUUGUACUGCAGGCGGUGCUUACGUGCCCAGCAUGAGCGACGAAAGCAUCAUUGUGCAGGAACAAGGCACCGUCUUCCUUGCCGGACCGCCACUCGUCAAAGCAGCUACAGGUGAAGAGGUCACCGCCGAGGAGCUUGGAGGCGGCAAGCUGCACUCGGAAGUAUCUGGCGUGACAGACUAUCUUGCUGUCGAUGACACUCAUGCCCUGGUCCUCGCCCGAAGGUGCAUCUCCAACCUCAACUACCCGACAUCAGACAGCGCGUCUCGAAGAAAAGGCUGGACCGAACCAAUCCACGACCUUGCUGAGCUUGCCGGCAUCGUGGGCACUAACCUCAAAACAACAAUUCCAAUGCAUGAUGUAAUCGCACGCAUAGUCGACGGCAGUCUGUUCUCCGAAUUCAAGCCACUUUACGGCAGCACCCUGAUUACAGGUUUCGCGACCAUUUAUGGCCACCCUGUCGGCAUCAUCGCCAACAACGGUAUCCUCUUCUCCGAGUCCAGCCUCAAAGGUGCGCACUUCAUCCAGCUCUGCUGUCAGCGCAACGUCCCGCUCAUCUUCCUCCAAAAUAUCUCUGGAUUCAUGGUGGGCCAGGACGCGGAAAAGGGCGGCAUAGCCAAGAACGGCGCCAAGCUGGUCACAGCAGUGGCUUGUGCGGAGGUGCCCAAAUUUACUGUACUGAUCGGCAGUUCGGCGGGGGCUGGUAACUACGGCAUGUGCGGGCGUGCUUACAGUCCGCGCUUUCUUUGGAGCUGGCCGACAGCGAAGACGAGCGUGAUGGGCCCAGAGCAGCUGGAAGCGGUUAUGAAAGCGGUAGGUAGGAAGGUGGAUGAAGGAUUGAAGGCGAGGAUCGAGCGGGAGAGCGAUGUGCUGUUUGCGACAGCUAGGCUGUGGGAUGAUGGAGUGAUUCCUCCCGAGCAUACGAGGAGGGUGCUCGGCAUGGGUUUACAAGCAGCGAUGGGUGGAAGUGUGGAGCAGAAGGAAACGAAGUUUGGAGUGUUCAGGAUGUAACACGUGGAUCCUCCGGCACGAACGCUAAGUCGCGGCACCUGCUACUGCCACUAAGUGCUCAUACGCACAAUGAAUCUACCUCCAAGCCAUACCAACUCGACCUGCGCACUCGUUCGUGAUUACAAACACCCUGUCGCGAGAAGGACUGGAUGUCUUUACUCACCGAGCAGUUGCCGGGCAUGCUCGACAAACUGAGCGGCCGCUUGCUGGAAGUGCUGCAGCCCAUUGACCGGGCCAACCCAGUUCCCAGCUCCACCGUCCUCUGGCCAGGCGAACGCCGCAUGCGGAUCGAUAGCACCCGGCGCAGCGUACACACAUCUGUUGCCGUGGUUGAUUUGGUCGGUAGCGGAAUACGUUGCAAGGCAGACCCAGCAGAAGCCGGUCCUGCAU
Messenger RNA from Baudoinia panamericana UAMH 10762, 2139 nucleotides. RefSeq lists its product as uncharacterized. The coding region runs from base 43 to 1749 and encodes 568 amino acids. Gene Ontology annotation, molecular function: methylcrotonoyl-CoA carboxylase activity. Gene Ontology annotation, biological process: L-leucine catabolic process. Lineage: Eukaryota; Fungi; Ascomycota; Dothideomycetes; Mycosphaerellales; Teratosphaeriaceae. The record is from RefSeq and is a predicted model, not a curated record. Gene Ontology annotation, cellular component: methylcrotonoyl-CoA carboxylase complex; mitochondrion. The transcript is spliced from 2 exons.